AUGGAGAUCGUCAAUCCAAACGCGGCCAUUCUCACCAACUACGAGGUCAUGACGGCCCUGAAGGACAUGAAAAACAGCAAGAAAAAGUACGGACUGCGCAAUCUCGCCACGAUCACGUACGAAACGGUGCAGUAUCUGGAGGACACACCGUGCAAGGAGCAAUCGACCGCCGGCAUCAUCGACUUUCUGCAGGCGAUGAAGGAGUUCAACCUGACCAAAAACGAGUGCCUGAUGAUGGUGAACGAUCCACCGUCCUCGCCGCUGCACAUACAGCUGAUGAUCGAGGACUCGGACGAGCGGCUGACGGAGGAGCAAGUCACCCGGAUACUGGAACAGACGGCCAAACUACGGACGCCAGCGACACCAGCGGCAGGAGCACCAGGGACAACUACGACCGAAACAACGGGACAAGCGGAUAGCUAA
Messenger RNA from Anopheles merus, 423 nucleotides. It is a transcript of the gene Polr3I, whose product is annotated as DNA-directed RNA polymerase III subunit RPC9. The coding region runs from base 1 to 423 and encodes 140 amino acids. NCBI's taxonomy places the organism in Eukaryota, Metazoa, Arthropoda, Insecta, Diptera, Culicidae. The record is from RefSeq and is a predicted model, not a curated record. Gene Ontology annotation, molecular function: nucleotide binding. Gene Ontology annotation, cellular component: RNA polymerase III complex. Gene Ontology annotation, biological process: transcription initiation at RNA polymerase III promoter. The transcript has a single exon.